UUAAUCUAUAGGGUGCACCUGUUCAGAGGAGUGUCAGCUAUUCGCAGUACAUGCUCUGAUUCUAUCUCCAGAGAAGAUCAUUCACAAGAGUCAUCUGAGUUAAGAGGAUAAGGGAGAGGAUGAUUUCUUUACACAGGGGGAUUGUAAUCCUCUGUUUUAUAGCCGUGUCGGCAGCAGAAAUUUUACCAGAUAUGAUGCCACCAGAUUUGGCAGUCCGUAACCAAUCAAGCGUGAACUUCCCGAGAAUGCCUCCAGACUUUAAGGAAAUGGCCAGAAAACUGAUGAUGACAUGCUCCAAAAAAGGUUACAGAGUGCCUCUCAUAAUGCCCAAUUCACAGAACAGCUCUUACACAGGGAGAGACAUGAUGGAGAACCCCUUCCCAGUUUUUCCUGAACUUCUCUCAUCGCUCUCUCCACCCCUCCUCCCUCGCUCCCCCCCAACGGCAGAGAAGCAGGAACCAGCCUGGAACAUUCCAGAGAAGAUUCACAACUCCACCAAUCUGGCUCAAAUGAUUGAACUGAUGAGGAAUACUACGGACGGCAAUCUUUGUUUCAUGCGGGCAUUUCUGGCUCCUCUUUCCUGGUUGGCCAUCAUGCAGAAUGGAACAGACCUCAGCAAAAACAAUCUAAUGAAGCUUUUAUGGACAGCCAAACCCUUCUUAGAAACAAUGCCUCCAUCUAAAUUUCUGCUGCCACCCAUUUUAGAGAUCUCUAACCUGGAUGCAAUCAUGAAGAUGUUUGGUGAGGUGUUUAACGUUCUAUCUGAGGACCAGAGGAAGGAGAUCAUUGGGUGGUUAAAGGAGAGAAUUGCAGAGAGUGAAUUUAAAUGCCUUUCGAAACCGCCUCUCUCCAGCCUUCUCCAUCCUUCCUCAUUGAGUUUCAAGCCCCUCUCUUCAUCGUUGCCUAAAUGUUCUCCCAAAAUGCCAUGGCUUAAGGCUAAGGUGUUGACAAUGAUGGGGCCUUUCAUGUCUCGGCUGCCAUUAGAGGAAAUAAUGACCAUCCCUAAAGAAGAGCUCUGUACGUAUUUCAGAAGUCCAGAUUUCUCUUCGUCAUUUCGUAACAUUGGUGGAAUACAACCCGUCCUGGGCCGAGCACUUUUCCAGCGGUUGCAACAAGAGUGUUUGAGUGCUAACAAUUUUACCCAACAGGUGGACAGGUUGGGCUCUCUGGGCUGUUUCUUUAAUGAUUUCCAGUCUCUGAAUGCGAAUCUCAGUAAGAAACUGCUGUCUCAACUCGAUGCCUGUGACAACUCUGAAAUAGCCAAGAUGAAGAAACUGUUAGUACAGCAGAUCAUGGAGAAAGAAAACACAUCUAUCACUCUUGAGAUGUUACAGUCUCUGGGCUCCGGCGCGUCUGUUUUCAUACUAUCCGAGUUAUCCAAUUUCACUUUUGAGGCCCUCAACAGAACCCUCGCCAGUUUGGGACAGGCCAAAUGGAAUCCAGCUCAAGCCAGAACUUUGGCUAAUAAGCUGCUAGAUGAGACCAAGAAUGUGAGCAGUGAGAGGCUAUUGUCUUUGGGUUCGGUUGUGAGAGGAGUGAGCAGUGGCCUUCUCAGAAAAAUGAAGGCACAAGGGCUGCUGGGAAAUGAAGAUUUGAAAACCAUUACCGAGAAGAUGUCGCCCCUACAGAAGAAAGCACUACUGCAGGCGUUCCGUCGUGAUGUGAAUGCAUCUCAACUGGUAAAGGAAAUACCAGAUUCUCUUCUCCAUUCUUUGUCUCUCUCCACACUGGAGAAGGCCAAUCUGACCUCAGUGGACCAGCUGGAGGGCCAUAGCUGGACUCCUGCUCAGUCUGCAUAUCUUGUAAAGAAAAUUUUGGGUAAAAAUAUUAACCUCAACGCAUUACGGAAGCUGGGUCCGGCUGUUCAGGGUGUUACAUGUGAAAUGAUUGAAAGUGUCGAUCGAACCAAUGCUUUGGAAAUGUUACAGACACUUUCGGAAUCCUCUGAUUUGCUCUCCAGGGUACAGAUACGCUGUGCAGCUCAAAAACUCUUCGCAAGUCUGGAGGAACAGAGACCUGGAUAUUUCAAUGAUAUUGCAGUCUCUGAGCUCAAGGCCCUUCCAGCCAUUCUGCUCAUUCAUCUACCCAUGGAGAAGAUUCAAAACCUGUCCGAUUCUGUAUGUUCUGCUUUCCUGGAAAAGAUGAACCAAAUGAACUUGUCCUCUCUGCCAAAUGACGCUCCAUCACGCGCCUCGCUUGCCAGAAAAGCCAUCAGAUGUCUGGGGGGAAAUGCAUUUGAUGUUCCUGCAGCAGGGAUCUUGAGUCUUGGCUCUCUGGUGUGUGAGUUAGAUCCUGUCUGGAUCAACUCUUUGAACGCAGAGGCUUUAAACACCACCCUGCGGGCACUAGCAUCCUGUCAACAUAUCCCACAAAAGCACAGAGAGCAACUCUUCAGAAAACUUACAGAUACCUUUGGGGACCCUUCUAACUGGUCGGAGGAUGACAUGAGAACACUUGGACCACUUCUUUUACUCAAUACUACAGUUAUUGAAAGACUGCCUUUCAAAAGCUGGUUAAGUUCAAGUCUUACAGAUCUGAAGGACAGUUUGCCCAUCCAGCCCAUGCCUGUCCCGAAGGAUUUCCGCUUUUGGUUUGAUCUUUCUGCACUUCGCCGCAAACUGUUUGAACUCAAAACAGCCGGCUCGCUACCAAGCCGCAGAAAGAGACAAGUUUUCGCAUCUGUCACUGUGGUGCCCACUUUAUCCAUACCUAUACUUUCAGUCAUUGAAGACUUAGGACUCGACAAUGUGUAUUGGAAUCCGACCCAGUUGUAUAGGAUGAGUGUGCAGACCUUCAAAGACACUCUGUCAACACUAGGAGAGAUAACAAACUUCAGUCCAGAACAGAUGUCUGCACUCAGAGCAAAAACUCUGGAGGCAUGGCCUAGUUUGUCAAUGUUGAAUGAUUCGGUUUUAUCUGAGCUGGCCUGCAUCUCUCAAAGCCUCAGUUCUGAAGAGCUUUAUAACGUCAGCAUCUCCUCCCCGGACACUCUCGAUACACUAAACACCUGCAACUUUACCCAAACACAGAGGUCAGCAGUCUGGCAGGCAUUUCAAAGGGGAACCAGAAUAAAUGUGACUCAAAUGGGAGAACUGGAACUGGAGGGACUGGGACAGUUUAUAUGUGGCCUACAACCUGCCCAGAUUGAUCAGCUCAAUUCCACAUGCCUCAGGGAGGCAGUGGACGUGGUUGGUCGUGCUCCUUGUCCUCUAAACAUUACAGAGCGUCUUAAGGAUAAAGCAGUGGCUGCAUUUGGAAGUCCAGAGACCUGGAGCGAAGCUCGAGUUGAAAUAAUGGGCAACAUCAUUGCUGGUCUAAGUGAUGCGGAAAUAGGACGUCUUAAUCCCACAGUCAUGUCCUUCAUUCAAUCCUCCACCAUUCCUCUCAUACCUCUUGAUCGUUUGAAUGCGCUGUCAGUCAGCCAGCUGAAGGCUUUGGGUCCUGAUAAUGCUGCUAUGGUAACCGACUCUCAGCGGGCAGGGUUGAAAGCCGAUCAAAGUGCUGCAUUGGAUGAGGCCAUGGGAGUGGUGGCCCCGCGUGCUGAGAGCACUAGUGUAAACCCUACCAUCCCCAUGCCACUGAAAGGAGGGGCAGCGGUACAGAGCAUGGCGGGAUAUGCACUCCUGGUGCAGCUCAUCAUGCUGAUGUUGUUUGGUUACAUCGCUUAAAAAGAGCAGAGGUUGAACGCUAUAGGAUGACAUGUCUCAUGACAAUGACUGAUGGCUAAUUCACACCUUCUUUUGAUGUAUGAUCAACUAGUCAGCUAUUAGAUUAAUACCUGGUUAUUACAUUUCUUUUAAUUGCUAUAUUUUAAAAUACUUUAAACAUUGUCACUGAUUUCUUAAGUAUACUCAUUUAUAUUUAUGUAAGCCAAAGACAGGGACAAUGGUUUUAAAAAAAUUGGGGUCUAGUUAAUCUUUAACUCUAUGCUUAUUUAAAAAAAAAGAUUAUAUUUCAUUAUCUUCCUAUGUUUAUCUUUUUGAAAGCAGAUUCAUAAUUUAAUAAAGGUAUUUAACAAUACAAAUAUUUCAUUAAAAACUAGUUUAAUAUGUUUGUAGGAUAAGACAGCUAUUUUAAAUCUUGGUUUAAGGUUGUGUUCUUUGCUAACAUAUUUCAAAGAAUUUAUGCACAAACAUGAAUAUAACACAGGACCCAAAUAGAGUAGAAGUGUGAGAUUUGAAUAGAAGAAAACUAAACUUAUUUGGUCAUUUCAAAGCAAUUCACAUCUGGUUUCUCUCAACUAAUGUCAUUGCAAAACAUUUUCAAUGUUAUACAAAGCCAUUUAACAAUAAAGAGCUGCAGGUAAAAUUGAAACACAAUUGUUAUAACGUAAAAGAGCUGGCAAAGAAAAUUUCCAGUGGGAAAUUUAGAAAAUU
This is a messenger RNA of Triplophysa dalaica, 4376 nucleotides long. It is a transcript of the gene otoa, whose product is annotated as otoancorin. The record is from RefSeq and is a predicted model, not a curated record. The transcript has 29 exons. Gene Ontology annotation, cellular component: cell surface. Bases 120 to 3668 code for a protein of 1182 amino acids. Lineage: Eukaryota; Metazoa; Chordata; Actinopteri; Cypriniformes; Nemacheilidae. Gene Ontology annotation, biological process: cell-matrix adhesion.